Molecule: messenger RNA, 636 nt
Organism: Pieris macdunnoughi
Lineage: Eukaryota; Metazoa; Arthropoda; Insecta; Lepidoptera; Pieridae
Source: the annotation of a GenBank genome assembly
AUGCCCAAAAAAAGUAAAGUUAAUAAGUUAGCGCGUAUGUCUGACGAAGAACGGGCAAGGUAUCUGCAGCAUAGAGCUGACGUAGAAGAAGAAGCGAGGAGGAGAAAACAUGAGUUAAUUGCCCGGUUUAUUAAAAAUAAAUUAGACAAAGAGGAAUCAUAUAGCAAAAUAAAUACAGCUAAGAUAAACCAAGAAUGGCGCUACAUACUCCGAAGAAUAAAAUGCCGGCAAAUGGAAACAGAUAUUCAGGGGAUGGCAGCCAGUUUUAAUUUCCUGAUGGAAAGAAAGAACCGACUCAUUGAAUCACUGACAAGGGCGAUCGAAGAUUCCGAUGAACAGCACAGGCGAGCUUUUCAGGCUCACACAGAAAAUUUGAGCUAUUUUCUAAGAAUAGGCACGCAGAGAUUAGACAAAUUACAAGCAGCCUAUGAGCACCAGAAAAACGGUUUCUUAGAAAUGUGGGAUAAGGAAGAGAUGGAAAUCACUGACAGCGAGGACAAAUCCGAAUUCAAGCUUAUGUUAAUAACCUUUAUACAAGAGAGAGACUUUAAAUCUUAUAAAAAUGAGAAAGACAUUGAAAGAGCGACCAUAAAGAACGACGCACGGUUGGAGGACGGGAAAGUCUGGAAAAUUUGA